Micropterus salmoides (largemouth bass) is the source of this 1228-nucleotide messenger RNA. It is a transcript of the gene rassf4a, whose product is annotated as Ras association domain family member 4a. The record is from RefSeq and is a predicted model, not a curated record. The coding region runs from base 168 to 1115 and encodes 315 amino acids. Gene Ontology annotation, biological process: signal transduction. NCBI's taxonomy places the organism in Eukaryota, Metazoa, Chordata, Actinopteri, Centrarchiformes, Centrarchidae. The transcript is spliced from 12 exons.
GGCUUUCUAUUGGUCAUCCUGUUGUCAGUUUUAUCUUCCAGCUCUGAAUACCGCACGACCGGGGAGGCGUGAGGAGCGAUAACGAACUGUAAGCGGGGUCAGUCGCUGGUGGAGACAGGGAAGGAGACUGAGGAGAACGCUCUCUGCUAUGCUGGGCUCUGGUCAGAAUGGGUGAGCCUCAGACCUACGUGAAGCUCAGUGAAGAGAAACUUAUACCAAAGUCUGACAUCUUGUCACUGCUUAGGACCUACAACUGUUACCACGAAGGGAAAAACUUUCAGCUGAGGACUCGUGAGGAGGAUGGAGAGUUCAUCCUCGAGGGGUUGCUGAACAUCUACUGGGGUCUACGCCGGCCAAUCCGACUUCAGAUGUACGACGACAAUGAACGAUUCCGUCUCAACCGAAACAAUAGAGCUGCUGUGGAAAAGCAGUUAUCAGUGGAGUCUAACAAUAAUUCACAGACAGACAGAGAAACUGGACCAGCUAGUGGUGACAUUGGUGGUCAGGAAGAAGAGGAUUCUCCACAACUGCUGAGGACCAGGAGUGAUGCUUCCUUCAUGCAGGUUCAGAGGAGGUCAAAGACACACACUGCCAGAGACCUGCAACGCUUGCGCGCACACAGGUUCUCAAUCAACGGACACUUCUACAACCACAAGACAUCAGUAUUUACUCCAGCCUACGGUUCGGUCACUAAUGUACGAGUAAACAGCUCCAUGACGACCGAACAAGUCCUCAACCUGCUGCUACACAAGUUUAGGGUUGAGAAUAAAUCUGAAGAGUUUGUCCUAUAUAUGGUGCACGAGUCGGGAGAGAGGACCCGGCUUAAGGAUGGUGAAUACCCAUUGGUGGCUCGUGUGCUUUACGGACCCUGUGAGAAAAUCUCCAAGAUCCUCAUCACAGAGGCUGACCUGGGAGAGGAAGUCACGUAUGAUGUUGCCCAAUACAUAAAGUUUGAGAUUCCUGUUUUAGACAGCUUUGUAGAGAAACUUAAAGAGGAAGAGGAACGUGAAAUAAACAAACUAACUAAGAAGUACAGUGCUCUGAGGUCUAUGAUUCAACACCAGCUCGAAGGCAGAGAUCACACCAGUGACAGAGUAAAAACAUUACUGAGAUAGGUGCAAGUUAUAUCCACGGUCCAUCUGAGGAGAACCCACUGUUUUGUCUGGCUCGAGACUAUGGCCUCCUGGAUCCAGAGGCCCUCACUCCAGAGAACCAGGCCAUUGACGUG